AUGUCUUUGACACUGCUUAAAGCUGAAGUCAAAGUUCCGUUCGCCGGAUAUCGAAGCUAUUGGGAGCCUACUUGGCUGGUCCGUCUCCGAUUUGUGCGAGACGGGCCUUCCAUUAUUCGUCAGGGUUAUCAUCAGUUCAAGGAUUCCCUGUUUCAAGUUCGGCGCAUUGGGGCUGACAUCGUCAUCCUCACACCCAAAUAUGUUGAUGAGAUUCGUGCCCUUUCACAGGAUAAAGUACGCUCUGUUGAGCCUUUCAUCCAUGACUUUAUCGGUGACUAUACUCGCGGCACGGUUUUUCUGGAGAGCGAUCUACAAAACAGAGUGAUCCAGCAAAGACUGACCCCAAACCUGGGCCUUCUCACUUCCAUCAUGAAGACUGAACUAGACCUUGCUCUGAAGAAAGAAAUUCCCGAAUGUAAAGACCAAUGGUUUCAGGUUGAUAUAAACCACCUCCUGGCGCGGACUGUUGCCCACAUUUCUUCCAGGGUGUUUCUUGGCCCGGAAGAGUGUCGGAACGAAGAAUGGCACACAGCAACGGCUGAGUACAGCAAGAAUCUUUUCAUCACUGGCAUGGCUCUACGGAUGCUCCCGCGCUGGCUCCGACCAGUUGUCGCCCCCCUAAUGCCUUCCUACAGGGCGCUGCUCACAAACGUUGCAACUUCUCGAAAAAUCAUCGGCGGCAUUUUGAAUUCACGUCAGGCUUCUAAGAAGGAGCUGGGGCCGAACUAUGCGAAGCCUACGGAUAUCUUGCAGUGGAUGAUGGACGAAGCGACUGGCCGAGAGCGAUCUCUCGACAACUUGGCCCAGCGGAUGCUCAUCCUGAGUUUGACUUCAAUACAUACAACGGCCUUGACGAUGACGCAGGCGCUGUAUGAUCUAUGUGCACACCCAGAAUAUUUCGAGCCGCUUAGAACAGAAGCCGCCAACGCAUUGUUCGACGUCGGCCGAUGGGACAAAACUCUCCUCAGUCGACUCUAUAAGUUGGACAGCCUUUUAAAGGAGUCACAGCGAUUCAGUCCCGUGUUUCUCUUGACUUUUAACCGCAUCUUUCAUAAUCCAAUGACACUCUCUGACGGCACCUUUCUUCCGCCUGGGACUCGCGUCGCAGUGCCUUCGAAUGCCAUUCUGCAGGAUCCUGGUCUCGUCCCCGGGCCCGCCGCGCCCUCCAAAUUUGACCCUUUCAGAUACUCUAAACUGCGCGAGGAUCCGGCUCAAGCCGAGAAAGCACAUCGAUUCAUGUUCACCAUGACCAACUCUAGCAACAUGGCCUUCGGAUACGGGAGAUACGCGUGUCCCGGCCGGUUCUAUGCUGCCAACGAAAUGAAGUUGAUUCUAUCUCACCUGCUUCUACGGUACGAAUUUAAUUUUCCCGCUGGUGCAAAGAGGCCCGCCAAUUUUACGAUUGACAGCGAUAUGUUUCCCGAUCCUGCAGCUCGUCUCUUGAUUAGGGAGCGGAAGUCUCUGGAUCCCUUCCUAUGGAAACUUACAGGAUGA
Messenger RNA from Hirsutella rhossiliensis, 1494 nucleotides. RefSeq names its product cytochrome p450 domain-containing protein. The record is from RefSeq and is a predicted model, not a curated record. The transcript is spliced from 4 exons. Gene Ontology annotation, molecular function: oxidoreductase activity, acting on paired donors, with incorporation or reduction of molecular oxygen; heme binding; iron ion binding. Bases 1 to 1494 code for a protein of 497 amino acids. NCBI's taxonomy places the organism in Eukaryota, Fungi, Ascomycota, Sordariomycetes, Hypocreales, Ophiocordycipitaceae.